AGGUGGUGUGGUAUGGGUGUUCUGUGGCGUGGUUGGUUGUGGCUGCGCUGUGGUAUCGGUGGUGCUGUGUGAACAUCGCGGAUUUGUUGACGUAUUACGCAGGAAACGUAAACUAUUAUGAUUUACUGUGAACGUGGCCAUUCUAAAUACGCAAUUACUUGUGACAAAGACGCGAAACAAACAUGACAUCAAGCAUUGAUUAUAGGAACAAGACUAUACUUGCUCCUAUGGUUAGGAUAGGCACUUUGCCUAUGCGCCUUCUUGCUCUUCAGUACGGAGCCGACCUUGUUUACACGGAGGAGCUCAUUGACUACCGGUUGUUAAAGUGUCAGCGCAUCGAGAAUAAGGUACUCGGAACCAUAGAUUUUGUGGACGACGAUCACCAAAUUGUCUUAAGAACAUGUGAGAAAGAAAAAGGCCGAAACAUUCUCCAAAUUGGAACCUGCAAUCCUGAGCGUGCUGUUCAAGUUGCAAAGCUUGUUGAGAAAGAUGUGGCUGGCAUAGAUGUGAACAUGGGCUGUCCAAAGGAAUUCUCCAUAAAGGGUGGAAUGGGUGCUGCUCUGCUAACACAAACUGACAAGGUGAAAGCCAUCUUGACAGCCCUUGUACAAAACACUGAACUACCUGUAACAUGCAAGAUCAGAGUUCUUGAAAAGCUUGAAGACACAUUGGCUCUUGGGAAACUGAUUGAAUCAACGGGUGUGAAAGCAAUUGGUGUCCAUGGACGAACAAAAGACGAACGACCACAACACGCCAACAGGAAUGCUGUUAUUAAAGCUCUGGCUGAGCAUGUCAACAUUCCCAUCAUUGCAAAUGGGGGAUCUGGAGAAAUAGCCUGCUAUGAAGACAUUGAGCGUUUUCGGCAGGCCACUGGCGCUGCUUCUGUGAUGCUGGCUCGGCAGGCAGAAAGCAACUGCUCCAUAUUUCGAAAGGAAGGCAAGAAACCAAUAGAUGAUGUUAUAGAAGAGUACCUUGCAUAUGCGAUAGAAUAUGACAACAGGGCAACAAACACAAAGUACUGUGUUCAGCAGAUGCUUGGCUCACUUCAGGAAAGUGACAGAGGCAAGGCACUUUUGGCCAGUCAACAAAUGGAGGAAAUAUGUGUGCUCUGGAACAUGCAAGACAAGCAUGCUUCUCGGCAGCUGAAGCUCCAGGCUAGAGCAAUGGCUUUGAGGGAGCUCAGUAAUAACAGCUAUGCUGAGCCAGUGCUGAAGAAGUGCAAAAUUGGAGAUGAUGAAGUGUGGCAAAUGGAGGCCAAGUUUGUUAGAAACAUGUUUGAAAUGGCAAACCUGCCAAAGACUGUGCUCAUCAACUGGACAAGGAAAAAUAAUUAUCCACAUCCAUUCUACAAAACUGAAUCCAUGGAGAAAAGUUUUCGUUCUGUUGUGCUGGUAGAUCGGAAAAAGUAUUCCAGCACAUACCUAAAUUACACGGAACCCAGCUUAACUACUCAGCAUGACCUCCAACAUCAGUUGGCACCCACGGCACACUGAAAAUCUUGGAGGUGAUGUGCAUCUAUCUCAUCUGCUAACCACCAGGUGCAUGUAUUGUCUGCUUAAGGUUCAAAGUGAAAUUGUGUUGCAGUUAGCCUUUAAUGGGUUGCUUUGCUGCACACUUGCCAUGUUAGAAGUGGAAGAUGUUCCAUAUUUCCCGGAGUGCACAAUAUUUCAAGAGCAAAGCGCUGGUAUAUAUAAGUGCCAGUCAUGUGUACUGUGUGUCUGUUUUUUAGUGCUGCUUUCCCAAAGUUUGACUGGUAUAUGUCUCCUUUAUAGGUUGUUUUGAGAACAUCACAUUUGGCAGUUGGUUGUAAGAGCACUUGGUUGCCCUACACUAAAGC
Molecule: messenger RNA, 1837 nt
Organism: Dermacentor silvarum
Lineage: Eukaryota; Metazoa; Arthropoda; Arachnida; Ixodida; Ixodidae
Gene: Dus2
Product: tRNA-dihydrouridine(20) synthase [NAD(P)+]-like
Exons: 13
Coding region: 183-1493 (436 amino acids)
Biological process (GO): tRNA dihydrouridine synthesis
Cellular component (GO): cytoplasm
Molecular function (GO): flavin adenine dinucleotide binding; tRNA binding; tRNA dihydrouridine synthase activity
Source: RefSeq, a predicted model, not a curated record